Plasmopara halstedii is the source of this 2454-nucleotide messenger RNA. Its product is annotated as aminodeoxychorismate synthase. The coding region runs from base 1 to 2454 and encodes 817 amino acids. NCBI's taxonomy places the organism in Eukaryota, Oomycota, Peronosporomycetes, Peronosporales, Peronosporaceae. Gene Ontology annotation, biological process: L-tryptophan biosynthetic process. The record is from RefSeq and is a predicted model, not a curated record. The transcript has a single exon.
AUGGUGGCGUCUAUGGAUGAUGUUCCUGCUUCUGUCUCGAUUGAAAAAGCUUUUAUUAAGAAAAAGCCUCGUCGAGUAGCUUCAUUACUCAUUGACAACUAUGAUUCUUACACGUACAAUAUAAUGCAAAUGUUAACUCAAGUGAAUGGUAGUCCGAAUAGUGUCACAGUGAUCAAAAACGAUGACUUUGGUGGCCACUUUGUCGCUGCGUGGGACAGUUUUGUGGAAGAAACGACAAAAAUUGCAGCACGAGAUGGUGUAGAGAUUGAGCUGAACGUUAUUCUAUCUCCUGGCCCGGGACAUCCAGCAGAAAAAAAGGACUUUGGCAUGUGUGCGGACGCCAUUCGAUACGCUACAGUGCCAAUACUUGGUGUAUGUCUAGGACAUCAAGGACUGGCUCAUGUUUAUGGUGGGCAAGUUAUCAAGGCUAGAGAUGUCAUGCACGGACGUAUCAGCAGGGUCGUUAUUGAGGAAUGCAACGCCUUUUUUGCUUAUAUUCCAAACGAGUUUCAAGUGGUGCGCUAUCAUUCCUUGGUUAUUCAACCCGACAAUAUUCCAAAAGAGCUUAAGGUGAUUGCAAGGACAACUAAUGGAGAUAUCAUGGCAGUGCAGCAUCGUGACAAGAUACAAUAUGGAGUGCAGUUUCAUCCAGAGGCAGUCUGCAGCGAAUAUGGCUACCAGCUCUUGCAGAACUUUCGCGAUGUGACGCUAGCUCAAUGCGCAUCAAUGUGUCUGCUGCACCAUCGCAUCUACCCGGAUCAAAAAGACCAUAUUUAUAAUUGCCUGACAACAACGACAGCUCCGAAGUAUCGAGUUCUGGUUCAGCGUGCAUCUACAGAACUCGCAUCGCUUGAGUUUGCGGAGUUUGUGUUUCGUGAUAUGUUUGGAGACUCCAAGCGGUCGUUCUGGCUAGACAGUAGCAAUUACGAUACAGUUGCCGGUACUGAGGCAGCAACCCAAUCACGGUUUUCAAUGAUGGGCGAUAAUAGCGGACCCAUGAGUUACUGUGUUGAGUAUGACGUCAGCAAGGUAGAACUUCGUGUUCUUCGUCGACGAGCAGAUGUUGAAGACGAGGAGGUUACAGUGUGCCGAAACCAAGAUAUUUUGACUCACGUGCGCGAAGUGAUGCAAGCACAUCAAUCCCAUCAAGUACUUCUGGAGGGUAGUGAAGUAGCCCCAACUGCAUUGCCUUUUGCUUUUCGCGGGGGCUUUGUAGGGUACUUUGGUUACGAAGUGUUAGAUUCCGAACAAAAGGGCAGUAAGUUAAAAAACGACGAGGUGCAAGUGCAACGAGAGUGUACCCCAGACGCGUCAUUCCUAUUUACUGAUCGUACAUUAGUAUUUGAUCAUCGUGAUGGUGUCGUCUACUCACUCUCAAUAAGUGCGUGCACAGUAGAGAGCGAAAGCGAUUGCCGCCAGUGGCAUAGCUCAAUGAUGAAUCAGCUAAAACAAAUGUGUGUGGCAUAUCGCCUGAAAGUGAAAGCGCCACCAGCUUGUAUGAAUGUCGCAUCUCAGACAGAUGAAGUUAUAUUCCGUCCAUCGCGAAGCCGAGCCCAAUACGUGGCUGACAUUGAAGAGAUUCAACGUUUAAUUCGGGAAGGAGAAACGUACGAAGUGUGCUUAACAAACCACUUACGUGCCGAGUAUGCUUUGCGUGAUGCACUUGCUUUCUAUUGCAUGUUGCGUCGCCGAAAUCCUGCUCCGUUUGCGGGGUUCUACUUAAGCGAUCCAAAGAAACGUUUUCAAACUUCCGAUUCUCUCGAUCAAGCUAGAACAGCAAAUGAUACGUAUGCAUUAUGUUGCUCAUCUCCUGAACGAUUUUUGCAAGUGCAAUCCAAUGGCUGGAUGGAAUCAAAACCAAUCAAAGGAACACGUCGUCGCGGCUGUAAUCCUAAUGAAGAUGCAGUCACUAUAGAAGAACUUGCCAACUGCGAAAAGGACCGCGCUGAAAAUAUGAUGAUCGCCGAUCUUGUACGUAAUGAUUUCGGUGCCAUCGCACGAGUCGGGUCUGUACACGUACCACGUCUUAUGAGCAUAGAGACGUACGCUACUGUUCACCAGCUCGUCACUACUGUCCGUGCGCAACGACGGCAAAAUACUGAUGUUGUGGAUGUGUUACGCGCUACAUUUCCGGGUGGAUCGAUGACUGGUGCACCCAAGAAGCGUACCAUGCAAAUUAUUCGACACCUUGAGCGUGGCCCACGUGGUAUUUAUUCAGGAGCACUAGGCUUUCUAUCAAUCGAUGGUAGUUGUGAUUUAAACAUCAUCAUUCGCACAGCUAUCGUGACCCCAAACAGUGUGACGCUCGGUGCUGGUGGUGCCAUUGUAGCACUCUCGGACCCAAAUGACGAGUAUGAAGAAAUGCUUCUCAAGGCACAAGCUCUUGUAUCCACGAUUGGCGAGUAUGCUAUGGCAAAUCGUCACGACACUGGGGCACGCGUUGUUGUCGACUAA